Molecule: messenger RNA, 7913 nt
Organism: Gorilla gorilla gorilla (western lowland gorilla)
Lineage: Eukaryota; Metazoa; Chordata; Mammalia; Primates; Hominidae
Gene: SIPA1L2
Product: signal induced proliferation associated 1 like 2
Exons: 23
Coding region: 1586-6754 (1722 amino acids)
Biological process (GO): regulation of small GTPase mediated signal transduction
Cellular component (GO): cytoplasm
Molecular function (GO): protein binding; GTPase activator activity
Source: RefSeq, a predicted model, not a curated record
UAGCAUGAAUAAAUUCAGCAAGCCAAGAAUUAUGUUAGGGUCCUUCCUUGUUGGUGAUUUGGGGCCCAGUUCUGCUUUGAUGCAGCUCUCAUGUGAAGUUAAUUUCAGCAGACGAUGCCUCAGUGGCAGCGUGUGUUUGAAAUUCGUUUCCCAUAUGGGAAACACAUAGGGCAGUUUUCUUAUAGCAUGUGAGUGUUGGGGAGGCUUUUCUAGUGUGAUGUUCUGUAUGUUUAGUGUUGUUUCAUGAGGGAAAAUGGAUUUGAGAGAGUGAGCAGUGAGCUAAGAGCAUGCAGUACAUUCAGGGUAAGCCUGAAUUGGGCAUCAGCAGAACCACUUCACGACUAGCCCUUUGACUUUCCGGAAUCCUGGUUAGUUUUAAGCUAGAACCUUCUUUUCUUUCUCCUCUUCUUUGUGUCUAGCCUCCAACCCUCACCCCAUCUUCAGCUUAAAACCUCUUACAAAUAGCAUCCCAAAGGCAUCAUUCAUGAAGCUGAACAGUUUUGAAAAGAGCAAGGGAAGUUACUCACUUUUUUUCCAGUGAGCUCCUAUGGGCAGUGGAACUCUAAGGUAAUUGUCAACCAUUGUGGAAAGCAAUAUUUUCAUUUGGUUAACAUAUUUGGACCCAUUCAAUCCUCUGUACUAGCAUUAGAAAGAUGAUUUCCAUCUAUUCCUAAUGAAAAUAGGUUUUAUUUCUUUGAAACAUUUAAAGGAACAAAAGCUUAAAUUCCAAAUAUUCCUAAAACCCUAAAAAGGGUUUCAUUUUUGAAUGAGCAUUGGAAGAAAAUGGUCAUUUGUAGCACAGACCCUACCUAAACAUAGUCCACCAUUCCCUCCCGAUUGAAAGUUAGACAGUUUAUAUGAAAGUCAGGAAUCUGAAAUCCUCUUUCGUGGGGGGAGCACAAAAGAUGACUUUUGCAGACCCAGAGCAGAGUUUGAGCCGGGUGGAAUGAGAUUAGUGUGCUGGGGGGAACGUCCGGACCCCUGGCCUUCUCUCCUUUGUGAGGAAUGUGACAGCUGAAAGGAGUCAGAAGCCGCCCGGUGCAGCAGUGACAGCCCAGCAGUGACAGCCCAGCACAAAGGGUGGUGUGCUAUCCGACCUCCGGCCGCCCUUUGCUAGACCUUCAAUUGUAGUCUGGGGCCCAGACUUUGCAUUUUUCUCUUUUAUGGCUUAAUUUAAUUUUAUGUCUAACCAGUUUUUUAGAGUGAAGGCCUUCUUUGUUGCCCCGAGGCUUUGUGCCCGUUGGACUGGAAAUUACAUGAGCUGGGGGUUCUUGCCAGGCUGUGUGAGCAGGAGCCCGCUGCUCUUCCCCACUCAGGUGAAGGAAAUACUCGUGACCAGCCAGAUGUCUUAAGGAAUGCUUUUGAAAAGAACAGAGGCGUACAACAUUAUUACGACAACAGAGAAGCAAGUUGGCUUUGAAGAAACUGUAUUCUGAGGAUGUUGUUUGCUUUGGGCUAAAAAAAGAAAAAAUACAACUACAGACAAAGCCUUUAUAUCUGCAAGUAUUAUGGCGUGGUCAGUAGCAAUGUAAUUAGAUUUACAUCAGUCUUCCUGGUGAGACUUGGAGGCUCUUCCUCGGUAGACAUGAGUGACCCAAGGCAGUCACAAGAAGAGAAGCACAAGCUAGGCAGAGCCUCUUCAAAGUUCAAGGAUCCCCCUAGAAUCAUGCAGUCAGAUGAUUAUUUUGCUCGGAAAUUUAAAGCCAUUAAUGGCAACAUGGGACCCACUACUUCUUUAAAUGCCUCGAAUUCCAAUGAGACUGGCGGUGGUGGUCCGGCUAAUGGUACCCCAGCUGUGCCCAAGAUGGGUGUGAGAGCAAGGGUGUCUGAAUGGCCUCCUAAAAAGGACUGUUCCAAGGAGCUAACAUGCAAGGCACUGUGGGAAAGCCGGUCUCAGACCAGUUAUGAAAGCAUCACUUCCGUCCUGCAGAAUGGGCAGAGUGACCAGAGUGAAGGUCAGCAAGAUGAACAGCUCGAUCUGGACUUCGUGGAGGCCAAGUACACAAUCGGAGACAUCUUUGUCCAUUCCCCCCAAAGAGGACUUCACCCCAUAAGACAGAGGAGCAAUAGUGAUGUCACUAUCAGUGACAUUGAUGCCGAAGAUGUCUUAGACCAAAAUGCAGUCAACCCCAACACCGGGGCUGCCCUGCACAGGGAGUACGGAAGUACUUCAUCCAUCGACAGGCAAGGCUUAUCUGGUGAAAACUUUUUCGCUAUGCUCAGAGGAUACCGAGUAGAAAAUUAUGACCACAAAGCAAUGGUCCCUUUUGGGUUCCCUGAAUUUUUCCGCUGUGACCCUGCAAUCUCUCCGAGCCUUCAUGCAGCAGCACAGAUUUCUAGGGGAGAAUUUGUCCGCAUCUCAGGAUUAGAUUACGUGGACAGUGCCCUCCUGAUGGGGAGAGACAGGGACAAGCCUUUCAAACGGAGGUUGAAAUCAGAGUCGGUGGAAACAUCUCUCUUCCGAAAGCUUCGAACUGUUAAAAGUGAGCACGAAACUUUGAAGUUCACAUCUGAGCUGGAGGAGAGCCGACUGGAGAGGGGCAUUCGCCCUUGGAAUUGUCAGCGAUGUUUUGCACAUUAUGAUGUCCAGAGCAUUUUGUUUAAUAUCAACGAAGCCAUGGCUACGAGGGCUAAUGUGGGGAAAAGGAAAAACAUAACCACUGGGGCUUCUGCAGCAUCCCAGACUCAGACGCCUACGGGCCAGACAGGCAACUGUGAGUCCCCUUUAGGGAGCAAGGAGGACCUCAACUCCAAAGAGAACCUGGAUGCCGAUGAGGGUGACGGGAAAAGUAACGACCUCGUCCUUAGUUGUCCUUACUUUAGAAAUGAGACUGGAGGGGAAGGCGACAGGCGGAUUGCGCUCUCUCGAGCCAACUCAUCCUCUUUCAGUUCUGGGGAAAGCUGCUCUUUCGAAUCGUCACUCAGCUCUCACUGCACAAAUGCAGGUGUCUCGGUCUUGGAAGUGCCCAGAGAAAACCAGCCCAUUCACAGGGAGAAAGUGAAGCGCUACAUCAUAGAACACAUUGACCUUGGGGCCUAUUAUUACCGCAAAUUCUUCUAUGGGAAAGAGCACCAAAACUACUUUGGAAUAGAUGAAAACCUUGGUCCAGUAGCAGUCAGCAUCCGGAGAGAGAAGGUGGAAGAUGCCAAGGAGAAAGAAGGAUCCCAGUUCAACUACAGGGUGGCUUUCAGGACAAGUGAGCUUACAACACUGAGAGGAGCAAUUUUAGAAGAUGCUAUACCCUCUACUGCUAGGCAUGGUACCGCACGAGGACUACCUCUCAAAGAAGUUUUGGAAUACGUCAUUCCAGAGCUGAGCAUUCAGUGUUUGCGACAGGCUUCCAACUCACCCAAGGUCUCAGAGCAGCUGCUCAAGCUUGAUGAACAAGGGCUGAGCUUUCAGCACAAGAUCGGGAUCCUUUAUUGCAAAGCAGGCCAGAGCACAGAGGAAGAGAUGUAUAACAAUGAGACGGCGGGACCAGCUUUUGAAGAAUUCCUUGAUCUUCUGGGCCAGAGAGUCCGACUGAAAGGAUUUAGUAAAUAUCGAGCUCAGCUAGACAAUAAGACUGAUUCCACGGGCACGCACUCUCUCUAUACCACAUACAAAGACUACGAACUCAUGUUCCACGUGUCAACCCUGCUUCCCUACAUGCCCAACAACAGACAACAGCUACUGAGGAAAAGGCACAUAGGAAAUGACAUCGUCACCAUCGUCUUCCAGGAGCCUGGGGCACUUCCUUUUACUCCAAAAAGCAUCCGGUCUCACUUUCAGCAUGUCUUUGUCAUAGUCAAAGUGCAUAAUCCAUGUACCGAAAAUGUGUGUUAUAGUGUUGGAGUUUCCAGAUCAAAAGAUGUGCCACCAUUUGGCCCACCGAUUCCCAAGGGUGUAACUUUUCCAAAGUCAGCCGUGUUCCGGGACUUCCUUUUAGCCAAAGUAAUCAAUGCAGAAAAUGCAGCCCAUAAAUCAGAAAAGUUUCGAGCAAUGGCCACUCGAACGAGGCAAGAGUACUUGAAAGAUCUGGCGGAGAACUUUGUCACAACCGCCACCGUGGAUACCUCUGUGAAGUUCAGCUUCAUUACGCUGGGUGCAAAGAAAAAGGAGAAGGUAAAGCCAAGGAAGGACGCCCACUUGUUUAGCACUGGAGCCGUCAUGUGGCAUGUGAUAGCUCGGGACUUCGGCCAGUCUGCUGACAUCGAAUGUCUUCUCGGGAUUUCCAAUGAGUUCAUCAUGUUGAUUGAAAAGGAUUCCAAGAAUGUUGUAUUCAACUGUUCCUGCAGGGAUGUUAUUGGGUGGACAUCUGGAUUAGUGAGUAUCAAAGUGUUUUACGAAAGAGGAGAAUGUGUCCUCCUGUCCUCGGUAGACAACUGUGCUGAAGACAUCAGGGAAAUUGUUCAGCGAUUAGUAAUAGUGACGAGAGGCUGCGAGACUGUGGAAAUGACCCUGAGGAGGAACGGGCUGGGCCAGCUUGGCUUCCAUGUGAAUUUUGAAGGAAUUGUCGCAGACGUGGAACCUUUUGGCUUUGCCUGGAAGGCUGGCCUUCGCCAAGGGAGCCGCCUUGUGGAGAUCUGCAAAGUAGCCGUGGCCACUCUGACCCACGAGCAGAUGAUCGACCUGCUCCGCACUUCUGUGACUGUGAAGGUGGUCAUCAUCCAGCCCCAUGAUGACGGCUCGCCCCGAAGAGGGUGUUCAGAGCUCUGCCGGAUCCCUAUGGUGGAAUAUAAACUCGACAGCGAGGGCACCCCCUGCGAGUAUAAAACCCCCUUCAGGAGGAACACCACGUGGCACCGGGUGCCCACUCCUGCCCUGCAGCCCCUCUCUAGAGCUUCCCCCAUCCCCGGCACGCCCGACCGGCUGCCGUGCCAACAGCUGCUCCAGCAGGCCCAGGCCGCCAUUCCUCGAAGCACCUCCUUCGACCGGAAGCUGCCCGAUGGCACGAGAAGCUCACCCAGCAACCAGUCAUCCUCCAGCGAUCCUGGACCCGGCGGGAGCGGACCCUGGAGACCACAAGUGGGCUACGACGGGUGCCAGUCCCCUCUACUGCUCGAACACCAGGGCUCAGGCCCUUUGGAAUGUGACGGAGCCAGGGAGAGGGAAGACACCAUGGAAGCAAGCAGGCACCCGGAAACCAAAUGGCAUGGCCCACCUUCCAAAGUCCUGGGUUCCUAUAAAGAAAGAGCUCUGCAGAAAGAUGGAAGUUGCAAAGAUUCCCCCAAUAAGCUUUCUCACAUUGGGGAUAAAAGUUGCUCCAGUCACUCCAGUAGCAACACGCUGUCCAGCAACACCUCCAGCAACAGUGACGACAAGCACUUUGGGUCUGGCGACCUGAUGGACCCCGAAUUACUGGGGCUGACCUACAUCAAAGGGGCCUCCACCGACAGUGGCAUCGACACGGCCCCGUGCAUGCCUGCCACCAUCCUCGGCCCUGUGCACCUGGCAGGCAGCAGGUCCCUGAUCCACAGCCGGGCUGAGCAGUGGGCUGAUGCUGCCGACGUCUCUGGGCCUGACGACGAGCCAGCCAAGUUAUAUUCUGUGCAUGGCUACGCGUCCGCCAUCUCCGCCGGCAGUGCUGCGGAAGGCAGCAUGGGCGAUCUCAGUGAGAUAUCCUCUCAUUCCAGUGGUUCUCACCAUUCAGGAAGCCCUUCAGCUCACUGUUCAAAAAAUAGUGGGUCUCUGGAUUCAUCCAAAGUCUACAUCGUGUCUCACAGCAGCGCACAACAGGUUCCCGGGUCCAUGUCCAAGCCCUACCACAGACAAGGGGCAGUGAACAAAUAUGUCAUCGGCUGGAAGAAAUCGGAGGGCAGCCCACCGCCCGAGGAGCCUGAAGUGACUGAAUGUCCCGGGAUGUAUAGUGAGAUGGAUGUCAUGUCCACAGCAACUCAGCAUCAGACAGUGGUGGGAGAUGCUGUUGCAGAGACUCAACAUGUUCUGUCUAAAGAAGAUUUUCUGAAAUUGAUGCUUCCUGACAGCCCCUUAGUGGAGGAGGGGCGAAGAAAGUUUUCGUUCUAUGGGAACCUGUCUCCAAGGAGGUCGCUUUACCGCACGCUGUCUGACGAGAGCAUCUGCAGCAACAGGAGGGGGUCCUCCUUUGGCAGUUCCCGGAGUUCCAUGCUUGACCAAGCCCUGCCCAACGACAUUCUGUUCAGCACCACCCCACCCUACCACAGCACGCUGCCUCCGCGGACCCACCCCGCACCCAGCAUGGGGAGCCUGAGAAAUGAGUUCUGGUUCUCCGAUGGGUCCUUAUCAGAUAAGUCCAAGUGCGCAGAUCCUGGCCUGAUGCCCCUCCCGGACACAGCCACAGGGUUAGAUUGGACCCACCUCGUGGACGCUGCACGGGCAUUUGAAGGUCUUGACUCAGAUGAAGAACUGGGGCUGCUCUGUCACCACACGUCCUAUCUAGACCAGAGGGUGGCAUCCUUCUGCACCCUGACAGAUAUGCAGCAUGGGCAGGACCUGGAAGGGGCCCAAGAGCUGCCCUUAUGUGUAGAUCCAGGCAGUGGCAAAGAGUUCAUGGACACAACUGGGGAGCGUUCUCCAUCACCACUGACCGGGAAAGUCAAUCAGCUGGAAUUAAUUCUUCGACAACUCCAGACCGACCUUCGGAAGGAAAAACAAGACAAGGCCGUUCUCCAAGCAGAAGUGCAGCACCUGAGACAGGACAACAUGAGGCUGCAGGAGGAGUCCCAGACCGCGACAGCUCAGCUGCGGAAAUUCACAGAAUGGUUUUUCACCACCAUCGACAAAAAAUCUUAGCCAAUCCGCACCUCAUCAAGGGACCACUGGGAAAUGCCCCUUGUCCCUUUGAAGUCACAAACAUGUGGUUUUUCUGUGUGCUUUCAACCAGUCGUAGAUGUUUUUGCUGUUCCAUUCUGUGUAGCACCAUUCACCACAGCAGGAUAGGGAGCCUCGACUCUUUCUCGGUAACCACGGCAGAGAGCAGCGCCGACGUGAAGAUGAAUGCAUGUAACUCCUGGUGCGAAGAUGAAGGUAAACCCUGGCGACAGUUGAAACCUUUUUCUUUUAGACUCUGCUAAAACAAGGCUGUGGCUUGGGCUUACCUCAAGAGGGAAGAUAGUUGAGUUUUAUUUCCUGUAUAUCAGGUGACCUGGUAGAGAUGUAAAGCAAUUGACCAUAGUUUGGGCUUUAGUAUUGUAAAAUAAACAUGAGAACAAAUAAUCAGACGUAUACUUUAAUGUAAAGGUGCUCUAUUUUUUUGGAUGUACAGUAGUUUUAUUUCCACAGCCACAUUACCAUAGCAAUAAGAAAGGAGGCAUAGUACAUAGUUGGAAAAGCUUUGUGGGGGAAUUAAAAAAAAAAAAAGCACUGUUGUGUCUAACACUAGUUCACAUGCAGUUACCUUAGAGACUUAUUUAUUUGCAGGAACAAAUGGUGCCUGAAUAUUAACAGUGUUCUGAUUAAAAACAAAAAAAAGAUACACAUGCCUUGUAAAUGGCUCACCGAGUGGUCAGUAGUCACUUCAACUCUAGUUCACUUUUGUAUAGUUGCUCUGCUGGAAAGAAAUGAGAGUGAAUCUGCUUACUCACUAGAACUUCCCUGUGUGCUGUGAGCCAGCGGAACCACUUGUACAAUGCCAGAUUUGUUUAUCUUUGUACAGAAGCUUUGAUGAAGUGUCUUGUAUUUAACACCCUUAUUUAAGCUUAUUUAACCUUAAAUUGUUAAUUUUAUAAAAUUUGGUUUGGCCUGCACUACGAUGAGGGAUGGAGGUAGCUGCAGGCUCAGAAGAGACUGAGCUUGCACAGAUCAGACCGAGAAGCAGGGUGAGAGAUUCUAACGACUGGAUGCUGCUAGUAACACAUUGUUUGUAUUGCUUUACCAUUUUUAACUGUUAGAUUUGAGAUGAACAUACAUUUUGCUUUUUUAAUAAAUGUUUAAAAGAAGUCCACAUAAGAAA